AUGGGCAUCGUAGUCAACUCCAACGGCACGGGGAACUCCUUCCACAACGCCCGCCCCGUGUCCCCUGACCCGACCGUCUCCCACUCGGCUUCCAGCAGCAGCGUCUCCAGCCCCAGCCCCCGGACGGCCUCCACCUUCACAGACACGGCAACCUCGUUCGCCGACUCACAGCCCCCGAGGGCCUCCCUCCGGCGCAGACGUCGCUCCCGCUCCCCUUCCACCCGCCCUCUGCCAACCUACACGGUCGACGACUACGACCGCGAGCACAACAGGCACAAAGAGCCGACCCCGCCGCACAGCUCCCGCUCGCAGUCCCGCGGCCCCUCCUCCUCCUCUUAUUCCUCCUCGUCCACCUCAUCGUCUUCUUCCCGCAGCCACAUCGACCGCGGCCCGGCGGCCGACCCGGCGCAGCCGUUCCCGCGGCUGUCGCGCCCCGUCGAGCUGCUGCGCAGCGCCUACGACGUGGUCGUCAUCGGCUCGGGCUACGGCGGCGGCGUGGCCGCGUCGCGCAUGGCGCGCACCGGCGCCCUCUCCGUCUGCCUGCUCGAGCGCGGCCGCGAGAAGUGGCCCGGCGAGUACCCCACCGGCGCGGCCGAGUCGGUCCGGGAGCUGCACUGCUCCGGCGUGCUCGCGCCCGGCCCGCUGCGCGGCAGGCCCGUCGAGGGCGGCGAUCCCACCGGCUUGUUUCACCUCGUGCUCGGGAGGGGGCAGAGUGCGGUUGUGGCGAAUGGUCUUGGAGGGACAAGUCUGAUCAAUGCGAACGUGUUCAUAGAGGCGGAUAAGGAGACGCUGGCCAUGCAGGACUGGCCGCCAGAGAUCCGGAAUAAUGUGGAUGAACUGGACAGAUACUACGACAAGGUGGCCGCGGUGCUUGAGCCCAAGGAAUACCCGGCCGAAUGGCCGGCGCUGCCCAAGGCCGAGAUGCUCCAGAAGCAGGCCGAGCUGCUGGGGCUGGGCAGCAAGUUCAAAAAGGUGCGGCAGACCACGCGCUUCAUCAACGGGCCCAACAGCUGCGGCGUCGAGAUGUCGCCGUCGACCCUGACCGGCCAGGAUACCACGGGGCUCAACGACGGGUCCAAGAACACCACGCUGGUCACGUACGUGGCCGACGCCUGGAACUGGGGCGCCGAGAUCUUCUGCGAGUGCGAGGUGCGCCACAUCGAGAAGGUUAAGAACGGCGAGGGCUACCGCGUCUACUUUGCCUGGCACGGCCGGAACCGGGGACUGUUCAAGGCCAACCUCCUCGGCGACCUCAUGUGGGUGCAUGCGAAGAAGGCCGUCUUCCUCGCCGCCGGCGCCAUCGCCUCGACCGAGAUCCUGCUCCGUAGUAAGGCCAUGGGCCUCGAGAUGAGCGACAUGGUUGGCCAGAACAUGAGCGGCAACGGUGACAUGCUCGCGUUUGGCUACAACACGGACGAGACGGUGAACGCCAUUGGGCGUGCGGUGCCGUCGCCGUACAACCCCAUCGGCCCGACCAUCACGAGCGUGAUCGACUGCAGGGAGGGUCACGACAACCCCCUAGACGGCUUUGUGAUUGAAGAGGGCGCCGUCCCACACGCGCUGUCCCAUUUCCUGCAGGCGAUGCUGGAUCUCAUGCCGGGCAAGGAGGCGCCCGAGAACGAGUCGCUGGUCCAGCGCACCCAGGCAGCCCUGGCACGGUACGGCAGCAGUUUCCUCGGGCCGUACUUCAAGAAGGGCGCCGUCGAGAAGACGCAGGUGUACCUCGUCAUGUCCCACGACAGCAACCAAGCAAUCCUAACUCUCGAGGACGACAAGCCGGUGCUAGAGUUCCUGGGCGUCGCCCGCAGCCACCACGUCAAGAAGCUCAACCAGCUGCUUGCGCGGGCCACCGAGGCCGUCGGUGGCACCCUCGUGCAAAACCCCUUUUUUGAGCUGCUAGGCCAGGAAAUCACGGUCCAUCCAAUCGGUGGCGCAUGCAUGGCCCGAGACAACACGGGCAAGACCGGUGUCACCAACCACGUGGGCCGGGUAUUCACCGGACAGGGGAGCGAGACAUACGAGGGGCUCAUCGUGACGGACGGCUCGGUCAUCCCCACGGCGCUGGGCGCGAAUCCCUUUGCCACGAUCGCCGCGCUGGCCGAGCGGUCCGUCGAAGCGUACGCCACGUCUCAGGGGCUCACCAUCAGCCAGGAGAAGAACGACGUGCUCGACCUGUUCGGCGAGCCCCAGCACGCCCCCAAGCGCGACCGGCCGCGGCGCAGGCGCGGGGAGAUCAGGGCCAUGGAGGAGCAGGAGAGCCUCAGCGUGGCGAGCAGCGCGAUCCGGUCGGCGCGCGACCUCGGCGCCGGCGGCUUGGGCUUCACCGAGGUCAUGUCGGGCUUCAUCCACUACGACAGGCGGCUCACCGACGACAAGCGCGAGACGUACGAGCUGGCGCACCGCAUGGCCAAGUCGCUGUGCGAGAGCGCGCGCUUCUUCCUGACCAUGCAGGCCUUCGACACGCGGGAGCUGGUGCGGCACGCGCAGCACCGCGGCAUGCUGACGGGCACCUUCGUGUGCCCGGCCGUCCCCGGGUCGCCCUUCAUGGUGCAGCGCGGCGAGUUCAACCUGUUCAUCCUCAACAACAAGGCGCCCGGCACGCGCAACCUGACGUACGACUUCGACAUGACGGGCGUCGACGGCCGCAAGCUGCACUUCCACGGCUACAAGGUGGUCGACUCGUCCGUCGCCCUGGCCCCGUUCCGGUUCUGGCGCGCCACCUCGACGCUGUACGUGACCAUCAGCGAGCACGUCCCCGGCAUGUGCGCCGACCUGGACGACGAGGACGCCUGGCGGCGCGGCGCCGUGCUGGCCAAGGGCAUCAUGCAGAUCCAGCCGGCCGACUUCCUCGCCCAGAUCAACACCAUGGCGCCCACCGGCAGCAACCUCGUCCGCAAGGCCGUCAGCGCCGCCAGCUUCCUGACCUACUUCACGCGCAAGUCGCUGUCGCUCUUCCUCGCGCCGCUCACGCCGCUGCAGUACCCGACCCAGUCGUUCACCGGCUUCGUCAACAACACGCCGCCGACGCGCUCGGUCGAGGUGAGGGCCUCGGACGGCGUCAGCUCGCGCCUGCACGUCUGGGAGCCCACCCACGUGCCCGGGGGGAACCCGGCGAACGUGCGCAACCUGUUCAUGAUCCCCGGCGCGUCGGUCGACCACCAGAUCUUCGCGCUGCCGACCAUCCCGUUCAACGCGGUCAACUACUUCACGCGCGCCGGCUACCGCGUCUUCGUCUCGGUCCACCGCAUCUCGAAGCUGAUGCUCGCCGGCAGCGACUGCACGACGUACGACGCGCGCCUCGACCUGCGCGCCUGCCUCGAGCACAUCCGCCGCGAGCACGGCCCGGACCCCGUCUACACGGUCGCGCACUGCAUGGGCAGCGUGGCCUUCGCGUCGGGCCUGCUGGACGGCACCAUCCCGGCCGGCUGGAUCCGCGGCAUCACCUGCUCGCAGGUCUUCAUGAACCCGGUGUGGGGGCCGACCAACAUGGCCAAAGUCCUGGCCGGCCCCGUCCCGCUCGACAAGUUCUACAGCCUGCUCGCGGGCAGCUGGUUCAGCUGCAGCACGUCGCGGGGCGACACGCUGGUGCAGCAGGCGCUCAACCAGCUGCUGCGGCUGUACCCGCAGGCGCGGCGGGAGAUGUGCACCAACGCGGCGUGCCACCGGGCGUCGCUGGUCUUCGGGCGGUGCUGGAACCACGCGAACCUGAACGAGGCGACGCACCGGCAGACGGACCGCUUCUUCGGGGGCGUCAACAUGACGCUGCUGCACCUGCUGAUGCGCAUGGGCGCCGAGGGCCACGCGCUCGGCAACGCGCCCCUGUUCGAGCGCCUGACCACGCCCGAGAACGUGCGCCGCCUGCGCGGCCUGCCCGUCCUGCUCUUCGUCGGCCGCGACAACGCGGUGCUGUCGCCCGAGGCCACCGAGCGCACCUACGAGACCCUGUGCGACGCCUUCGGCGACGCCGACUACAGGCGCCGCGUCGUGCCCGGCUACGGCCACCUCGACUGCUGGAUGGGCCGCAACGCCUGGAAGGACGUGUAUCCCUUCGUGCGCGAGGAGGUCGACCGCGUCACCCGCGGCGAGGACUAUCGGUUCGAGGAGCCCGACGACAGGUUCAAGGCCAUGGUCGACCGUGGGGAGUUGCUGUAUUGA
This is a messenger RNA of Thermothielavioides terrestris NRRL 8126, 4155 nucleotides long. RefSeq lists its product as uncharacterized. Bases 1 to 4155 code for a protein of 1384 amino acids. The record is from RefSeq and is a predicted model, not a curated record. Lineage: Eukaryota; Fungi; Ascomycota; Sordariomycetes; Sordariales; Chaetomiaceae. Gene Ontology annotation, molecular function: oxidoreductase activity, acting on CH-OH group of donors; flavin adenine dinucleotide binding. The transcript is spliced from 6 exons.